Scomber scombrus (Atlantic mackerel) is the source of this 1551-nucleotide messenger RNA. RefSeq names its product nuclear factor 7, ovary-like. The record is from RefSeq and is a predicted model, not a curated record. The transcript has a single exon. Lineage: Eukaryota; Metazoa; Chordata; Actinopteri; Scombriformes; Scombridae. Gene Ontology annotation, molecular function: protein binding; zinc ion binding. The coding region runs from base 142 to 1551 and encodes 469 amino acids.
UUGAACAGAUCGCAGACGCCAUUACAUUACAGAGGGAAAUUUCUACUGUAGAACAAACAUUUGGAGGAUUUAACAAAGAAAACUGAAGAGACUGUAACUUGGUGAGUCUGCAACUUGAAGAAAAUUUGGAUAUCAGAUCAAAUGGCUGAGAAAAUUGCCCUUGUUGAAAGUUUCCUGACCUGCCAUGUGUGUUCAGAGACUUUCAGAGAUCCUGUGUCUCUGAGCUGCGGCCACAGCUUCUGUUCAAGCUGUCUGCAGAAAUUUUGGGAACAAGCUCAAAACAAAAACUGUCCCAUUUGUAAAAGAAAAUCUUCAAAGGAUUAUCCAUCCAUCAACCUUUCUCUCAAAGACCUUGCUGACUCCUUCGCUAAGAAUGAGAUUAAUGAUUCGCCUGAGACGGAGAAAGAAAAGGAAAAAGAGGAGGUGGUGUGUGAUAAACAUCCAGAAGUCCCUUAUUGGUUCUGUGAGGAUGAACAGAUAGCUGUGUGUCCUGUCUGUGAGUUUUCUCUCCACCAGAGUCACAAGGUGGUUCCUGUAGAACAAGCAGUCAGUGACCUGAAGGACCAGCUGAAAUCUGACUUAGAGUCUCUACAGGACAAGAGGAACAAAUACAAACAAGUGGAGAAAACAUACAAUGAAAUGAUUCAACACUCCAAGAAGCAGCUGUUGUCCACAGAGAAGCAGAUCAGAGCAGAGUUCAACAAGCUCCACCAGUUCCUGAAAGAAGAAGAGGAGUCCAGACUGGGAGCUCUGAAGGAGGAAGAGGAGCAGAAGGGGAAGACUAUGAGCAGAGAGAUGAAGAAGAUUCAGGAGCAGAUUUCCUCUCUGUCAGACAGUAUCUCUGCUGUUGAAGAAGACCUGCAGAAACACAACGUGUCAUUCCUCAGCAGUUAUAAACCCACUCAGACCAGAGCCAGAGCCCAGAGCUCACUGUCAGAUCCACAGCUAGUCUCAGGAGCGCUGAUAAAUGAGGCCAAACACCUGGGCAACCUGUCCUUCAGAGUCUGGGAGAAGAUGAAGGAGAAGGUCCACUUCAGUCCUGUUAUUGUGGACCCAAACACUGCAGCUUGCAGUCUCUUUCUGUCUGAUGAUCUGACCAGUGUGAGACAGGGAGACACAAAGCAGCAGCUUCCUGAUAAUCCAGAGAGACACACUAAGUAUCCCACUGUUCUGGGCUCUGAGGGCUUCAGCUCAGGGAAACACAGCUGGGAGGUGGAGGUGGGAGACCAUCCUGAUUGGUUAGUGGGUUUGGCUAAAGAGUCAGCUGACAGGAAGGGAGAUGUAGUUGCGACACCAGAAUAUGGAUUCUGGUGUUUAGUGCAUAAUAAUGGAAAAUAUACUAAUGGCGUUAAUAAGGCUGUCACAGAGAAUAAGAGUCUCCAGAGGAUCAGAGUCCAGCUGGACUAUGACAGGGGGGAGGUGUCCUUUUACGACCCAGAAGACCAGACUCAAAUCUCCACUCACAGAGACACUUUCACUGAGAAAGUCUUCCCAUUUUUUGAAAUUGGACCAGCUGGUGAUGCUAAAACCACUGAUAUAAAAAUCUGUUAA